GUAUACCUCAGAACUGACUGCACAUAAAAGAAUCCACAGCGGAGAGAAACCUUAUGAAUGUAAGCAAUGUGGAAAAGCCUUUAGACUGUCCUCACAGUGCAGUAGACACAUGCGGACCCACAGUGGAGAGAGGCCCUAUGAAUGUAAGCAAUGUGGAAAAGCCUUUGUUAAUGUCUCAGGCCUCAUAGUACAUAGAACAAUUCACAGCGGAGAGAAGCCUUACGAAUGUAAGCAAUGCGGGAAAGCCUUCAGAUUUUCCUCAGAGUGCAGGAGACACAUGCGAACCCACAGUGGAGAGAGGCCCUAUGAAUGUAAGGAGUGUGGGAAAGGCUUUCUAACACCCUCAAGCCUCAGAACACAUACAAUAAUCCACAGUGGAGAGAGGCCCUAUGAAUGUAAAGAAUGUGGAAAAGCCUUUAGAAGAAAGGUACAUCUUACAGCACAUAGAAUAAUUCACAGUGGAGAGAAGCCUUAUGAAUGUAAGGAGUGUGGGAAAGCCUUUAGAACAACUUCGGAACUUAAAACACAUAGAGGAAUCCACAGUGCGGAGAGGCCCUAUGAAUGUAAGGAUUGUGGAAAAGCGUUUAGAACAACCUAUACAUAA
Chrysochloris asiatica (Cape golden mole) is the source of this 604-nucleotide messenger RNA. Its product is annotated as putative zinc finger protein 724-like. The record is from RefSeq and is a predicted model, not a curated record. The annotation marks the transcript as partial. Gene Ontology annotation, molecular function: DNA-binding transcription factor activity, RNA polymerase II-specific; RNA polymerase II cis-regulatory region sequence-specific DNA binding. The transcript has 2 exons. Gene Ontology annotation, biological process: regulation of transcription by RNA polymerase II. NCBI's taxonomy places the organism in Eukaryota, Metazoa, Chordata, Mammalia, Afrosoricida, Chrysochloridae.